This is a messenger RNA of Theobroma umbraticum, 1769 nucleotides long. It is a transcript of the gene HDH, whose product is annotated as histidinol dehydrogenase. Gene Ontology annotation, biological process: L-histidine biosynthetic process. Gene Ontology annotation, molecular function: metal ion binding; NAD binding; histidinol dehydrogenase activity. Gene Ontology annotation, cellular component: cytosol; cytoplasm; chloroplast stroma. NCBI's taxonomy places the organism in Eukaryota, Viridiplantae, Streptophyta, Magnoliopsida, Malvales, Malvaceae. The record is from RefSeq and is a predicted model, not a curated record.
UUUAAAAGAGUAGGAUUAUUUUAUUUUAAAACAAUUGUUGACAUCAAAUUUGAGUUGAAGGAGGUUAUGGAUUCUCAGCUUCCACGACUUUGUAUCAAACCAUUCCACUCUCCUCGUUUUCCUUCAUUUGCUUCCCCUAAUUUCAUCUCUGUCUCAGUUAUAGGAUCCGCUAGUAAGGGAAUAAGGUGCGCAAUGAAGACUUAUAAGUUAUCGGAGCUACGUCCUGCUGAGGUGGAGAGCUUGAAGGCUCGUCCUCGCAUAGAUUUUUCUUCCAUAUUCGGCAUGGUCCAGCCAAUAAUUGAUGAUGUUCGCAGCAGAGGCGAUGCUGCAGUUAAAGCUUAUACUGAAAAGUUUGAUAAAGUUAAUCUACAUAAAAUUGUUGAAAAUGUCUCGGAGCUUCCUUAUCCUGAGCUUGACCCAACUAUUAAAGGGGCUUUUGAUGUGGCAUACGAAAAUAUAUAUGCAUUUCAUCUUGCCCAAAAGUCAUCAGAGAAAAGUGUCGAGACCAUGAAAGGUGUUAAAUGCAAAAGGGUGGCUCGGAGUAUUGGUUCUGUUGGUCUUUAUGUACCAGGGGGAACUGCUGUUUUGCCCUCAACUGCUCUAAUGCUUUCUAUUCCUGCCAAGAUUGCUGGAUGUAAAACUGUUGUUCUAGCAACUCCCCCAGGCCAAGAUGGCAGCAUGUGUAAGGAGGUACUGUAUUGUGCCAAGAAGGCCGGUGUGACUCACAUUCUUAAAGCUGGUGGAGCUCAGGCCAUAUCUGCCAUGGCCUGGGGCACAGAAUCUUGCCCGAAGGUUGAGAAAAUUUUGGGACCUGGAAAUCAGUAUGUAACAGCUGCCAAAAUGAUACUCCAAAAUAGUGAGGCUAUGAUUUCAAUUGACAUGCCAGCUGGGCCUUCAGAAGUUUUGGUUAUUGCCGACAAACAUGCCAAUCCUAUACAUAUAGCUGCAGAUUUGCUAUCCCAGGCUGAGCAUGGCCCUGAUAGCCAGGUUGUUCUUGUAAUAGUUGGUGAUGGUGUGGGUCUUAAAGCUAUUGAGGAGGAAAUUAAUAAACAGUGCCAAAGCCUUCCAAGGGGAGAUUUUGCUUCAAAAGCAUUGAGCCAUAGUUUCACUGUUUUUGCUCGUGAUAUUGUUGAGGCAAUUUCCUUCUCAAAUUUAUAUGCACCAGAGCACCUGAUCAUGAAUGUGAAGGAUGCAGAAAAAUGGGAGGGUUUUGUUGAGAAUGCCGGUUCUGUCUUCCUAGGGCAGUGGACGCCAGAGAGUGUGGGUGACUAUGCAAGUGGGACAAACCAUGUUCUUCCAACCUAUGGCUAUGCAAGGAUGUAUGGUGGGGUGUCUCUUGACUCUUUCCUCAAGUACAUGACUGUACAAUCUCUGACAGAGGAAGGCCUAAGUAACCUUGGCCCACAUGUGGCCACCAUGGCUGAAGUUGAGGGGCUGGAUGCUCACAAACGAGCUGUGACUCUCAGACUUGAAGAUAUCAAGGCCAGGCAUGCCUCUAGCGUGAGAUGAUGUAUGUCAAGCAGAGGAGGUGCUGUUUGAACAAAUAUUUGCUCUUGUUCCAGAUUCUAAUUGUUGUACUGUAAUAUAUACACAUCUCUGUAGCAUUGCUAUGCUGGUGGUUUAGAGACCUGGGUUUAGUCUGAUUUGCUAGUUGAUUGGUUGAUGAUAUACCAAAGAAACCAAUAAACACCAUUUUUGUAUCAGCUUUGAACUGGAUUAUGGAGCAAAACAAUAAAGGUGUUUAGGCCCUUUUGAUACUUGAGGGAGAA